Molecule: messenger RNA, 3243 nt
Organism: Phyllostomus discolor (pale spear-nosed bat)
Lineage: Eukaryota; Metazoa; Chordata; Mammalia; Chiroptera; Phyllostomidae
Gene: MTIF2
Product: mitochondrial translational initiation factor 2
Exons: 14
Coding region: 138-2321 (727 amino acids)
Biological process (GO): translational initiation
Molecular function (GO): GTP binding; GTPase activity; translation initiation factor activity
Source: RefSeq, a predicted model, not a curated record
GGCGGCACCGGAAGCCCGGUGGGGACCUUUUCGGAGGCGUACUGACCCGACCGUCAGUUCUCCCUUGUCCGGAAGGUGGUUUCUUCCCAGUCCCAGAAUCCAGACACUACGGGCUUUAUGUAGGAGCUGAGAGAAGCAUGAACCAGAAGAUGCUAAAGUUGGAGAAUUUGCUGCGAUUUCACACUGUUUGUAGACAACUGCAUAGCCUUGGUCAAAGAAGAACGUUAGCACAGUGGAGGCGUGUGUUUUCAUCUGCUUACCCAGGAUGGGCAGCUCAGCAGUACACCCAGCCCUGGCAAACAGACAUGCUGCUUGGGGCUGCUUUAUCUCAAUAUAGGCUUCUAGUAACAAAGAAGGAAGAAAGAUCACGGAAAUCUCAGUUAUCUUCACCAAAAUCUAAAAAGGAGGUGGAGGCAUGGAUUGGAAUGACUGUUGAGGAGCUGGCUACAGCAAUGGAGAAGGACAUAGAUUAUAUAUAUGAAGCUUUAAUGAACACUUCUAUCGACAUAGACUCACUAGAAGCAGACUCACACUUAGAUGAAGUCUGGAUCAAAGAAGUAAUAAAGAAGGCAGGGAUGAAGUUAAAAUGGAGCAAAUUAAAACAGGACAAAGUCAGAGAAAAUAAAGAUGCUGUGAGAAGGCCCCAGGCAGAUCCAGCUUCAUUAAUCCCAAGGUCCCCAGUUGUUACAAUAAUGGGCCAUGUCGAUCAUGGGAAAACGACACUACUUGACAAACUGCGAAAAACUCAAGUGGCAGCAAUGGAAGCUGGAGGCAUCACUCAGCACAUUGGUGCUUUUCUUGUCUCUCUGCCUUCUGGGGAAAAGAUAACCUUUCUUGAUACUCCAGGACAUGCUGCUUUCUCAGCAAUGAGAGCCAGAGGUGCUCAGGUCACUGAUAUUGUCAUAUUGGUUGUAGCUGCAGAUGAUGGAGUAAUGAAACAAACUGUAGAAUCUAUUCAACAUGCCAAAGAUGCUCAAGUGCCUAUUGUCCUUGCCAUAAACAAAUGUGACAAAGCUGAUGCUGAUCCUGAAAAAGUAAAAAAAGAACUGCUAGCUUAUGAUGUGGUAUGUGAAGAUUAUGGAGGUGACGUACAGGCAGUGCAUGUCUCCGCACUCACGGGUGAUAAUUUGAUGGCCUUGGCAGAGGCAACAGUUACUCUCGCAGAAAUGUUAGAAUUGAAAGCAGACCCCACUGGUCCAGUGGAAGGUACAGUGAUAGAAUCUUUCACAGACAAAGGAAGAGGUCCUGUUACUACAGCAAUAAUUCAAAGAGGAACUUUGAGAAAAGGCUCGAUUCUGGUUGCUGGAAAGAGUUGGGCAAAAGUGCGUUUAAUGUUUGAUGAAAAUGGAAAAACAAUUAAUGAGGCCUGUCCCAGCAUGCCAGUGGGAAUUAUAGGCUGGAGAGACCUCCCUUCUGCAGGGGAUGAAAUUCUUGAAGUAGAAUCUGAGUCAAGGGCACGUGAAGUUGUUGAGUGGAGAAAAUAUGAGCAGGAAGAGGAAAAAAACAAAGAGGAUCUAAAAAUGAUAGAAGAAAAGCGAAAGGAACACCAAGAAGCACAUCGAAAAGCCCGUGAGAAGUAUGGCACUUUACAUUGGAAGCAGAGAUCAUUUAUAAAGUACCAAGAAAAAAAAGAACAAAAGAUCUUAAGGCCAAAAGAGAAACUAGAAAGAGAUUCAAAUAUACUUCCUGUAAUUAUUAAAGGUGAUGUUGAUGGUUCCGUUGAGGCCAUUCUGGGCAUUAUGGAUACCUAUGAUGCUUCACAUGAGUGUGAACUCGAAUUAGUACAUUUUGGUGUGGGUGACAUCAGUGAAAAUGAUGUUAACCUCGCUGAAACGUUUCAUGGUGUCAUAUAUGGCUUCAAUGUGAAUGCAAGCAAUGUUAUCCAGCAGUCAGCUGCAAAGAAAGGAGUAAAAAUUAAACUUCACAAAAUCAUUUACCGUCUCGUUGAGGAUUUGCAGGAGGAACUGAGCAGCAAGCUGCCCUGCAUUAUGGAAGAGCACACACUAGGUGAGGCUUCUAUACUAGCUACCUUCUCCAUAACAGAAGGGAAGAAAAAAGUUCCUGUGGCUGGCUGCAGAGUCCAAAAGGGACAGUUAGAAAAACAAAAAAAAUUUAAAUUAAUCCGUAACGGACAUGUUAUUUGGAAGGGCUCAUUAACCUCACUGAAACACCAUAAAGAUAAUGUUUCUGUCAUCAAAACUGGAAUGGAUUGUGGUCUCAGUUUGGAUGAAGAUAAGAUAGAAUUUCAAGUAGGAGAUGAAAUUAUUUGUUAUGAAGAAAAGGAAGUUCUAGCCAAGACCUCUUGGGACCCAGGGUUUUAAAAUUCUAUUAAAAAUAUUGAAGAUUAAAUAAUCUUGCUUUAUCAGGCAACUAGUUUGCUUCAUAUAAGGUAAGAAAUCACCACUUGUCAGUUAAUGCCCAAGUAAUUCUGUCAAGCAUUAGCAUGCAUAACUGUCAAAGUAGGAAAAUGUAAAAAAAAACCCAAAAACUUAAGGAUGCCUCCAACCAGAAAUCUUGGUAACAGUAAAAAGGAGUUGUUCAUUGGCCUACCAUGGAAUGUAAGAAUCAGUUAAUGAACUUCAAGUGACUGUUUUACUUGAGUGGUACCAAGAGAAGCAGUCCUCUGAAAUGAGUUCCUUGGGCAAAAUAAGGCACCAAAUACUGCUUGAAACCCUAUUUUUCAGUAUCACCAGGACUAAUGAGCAAACAUUAGAAUUUGAAAACCUUCUGGAGUUCAGACUCAACACUGAACAGUAGAGUGUAUUCCUUUGUGCUGCAGACAGGAAACAUCCCAGCCAAGCCACUCAGGGAUUUAGGAUGAAGUUUUGAAUUGGCAAUUUUUAGUUCAGUCUUUGUGUGUGAAAUAUGUCAUAGCCUCUUUUUAGGCAAUGCUUUAACACCAAUUCACACAAAUCAGUGCUUCUCAAUUUGGGGGUAGGGAUUAGUCCUCCCUUACCCAGCGGUCAUUUGGCGAUGUAUGCAUACACUUGAGUGUGGCAGUGGGGGUGGAGUGCUACUGCCAUCAUGUGGGUAGAGACCUAUGAUGCACAGAACAGCGCCCACCAAUUACCUGGUCCAAAAUGUCAGUAGUGCUGAGGUCAAAAAACUGACAGAAACACAAACUGCUUUAUUAUCUAGACAGCUGAUAAUGAAUAUAAUGGAAUUCUACCAAUGUGUAUGUAUUAUCAAAGAAAUGGUGUGAUCUGUCAAUGUGACAAAAGUCACUGGAAUAAAAUUCAACAA